Molecule: messenger RNA, 3782 nt
Organism: Mirounga angustirostris (Northern elephant seal)
Lineage: Eukaryota; Metazoa; Chordata; Mammalia; Carnivora; Phocidae
Product: CMRF35-like molecule 1
Exons: 7
Coding region: 257-1024 (255 amino acids)
Cellular component (GO): plasma membrane
Molecular function (GO): transmembrane signaling receptor activity
Source: RefSeq, a predicted model, not a curated record
GCUUAACCAACUGAGCCACCCAGGCGCUCCGACAGGAGGGUAUUUCUAAAAAACUUAUUCAUGAUCACUGAGACUUGUUGCAUUGCUUCUUGCCUUGAGAUUUCACCCCUUCUACCUCCUUCCUCUUUUCGUUUCUUCACCAGUGGGAAGUGGUCAAAGGAGGAAGUUCAAGAGUGGGGAAAGCAGAAGGUUGGAAGAUGCCGGAGCUGGGUCGGAGUUGACUGGCUCCAUCAAGGGGGGCUUGUGCGAAGAGAGAAUGAACCUGCUGCUGCUCUUCCUCCUCUUCCAGGGUGCAGGCUCAUCUGCCCUCGUAGCAGUGUCUAAGGCAGUGAGUGGCCCAGUGCGGGGCUCACUGACCGUGCAGUGUCGCUAUGAACCCAAGUGGGGGACCUACAGUAAGUGGUGGUGUCGAGGAGCUGAGUGGAAAGACUGCCAUAUCCUCGUUCAAACCGAUGGAUCAGAGCGGGACAAGAAGGGUGACCGAGUGUCCAUCAAGGACAAUCACAAAUUGCGCACAUUCACCGUGACCAUGAAGGAGCUCAGGUGGGACGAUACAGACACUUACUGGUGUGGGAUUAAGAGAUCUGGACCUGACCUUGGGGUUCAAGUUAAAGUGACCAUUGACCCAGCACCAACUACAGUGUCAACCACCACCACCUCAACCACCAUGUCCGCAGCACCAGCAGAGACCGAAGGCCCCCCGACUGUGAGCCGCCCCACCAGUGGCAGUGCUAACUCCAUGAAGCUCAGCAUCCUGAUUCCCCUCAUCUUGGCUGUGUUACUGCUUCUCCUGGUGACGGCCUCAUUCUUGGCUUUGAGAAGGAUGAAGCCGCAGAAGGGAGCUGCUGGGAUAUCCCCAGAGCAGGUGGUCCAGCCCCCAGAGGGGGACCUCUGUUAUGCAAACCUGGCCCUGGAGCCAACCAGCACCUCCCACAACUCCUCCCAGAAGAAGGCCUGUACAAAGUCCUCCUCCUCUGCCCUGGAUGAUCAGCAGGAAGUGGAAUAUAUCACCAUGGUCUGCUGAAGGAAGAGCUCAUUGCAGUUUCUGCACAAACCGCCCACGUUGUAUUGUCUUGUUCUAGUUUCUCUAACAUGGAGCAAGACAUUCUAGACACUUAUGAAGCAAUCAGAUUACAAAACCUUUCUUCGUUUUUAUGUUUUUUCCUCCUGAUAUUUUACAGUUCUCUCACUCAUUCCUAGUUUAGUUAGCAAUUUUUUGACAGAAUUUUUUUUUAACGACAUGAUUUUAUUGAGUCUUUCCAAAGCAUUCAAUCUAGUUUUUGUAGAAAUGACCAUUCUUUUUUUGUUUACCCUCUUAUGACAUUGGUCAAUAUCCUUUUUGUUUGCACUUUUAAUUGAUUAGUUUAUAUGUGGAUUAAUUGACAUAAUUAUAAUUAGUGUGUAUGAUUGACCAAAAGUUUGAAGAGUGUUGGCUAAUCUGGUACAUUGGUUAAGAGAAGGUUUUGUUAAGAAAGUUUCUACUAAACUAUUUGUUAUGACCCUAAUUUCAUAAAAGAAAGGACAUUUGAGCAGGACCAGGCCAGAAUAGUAGGCAGGUUUCCUAAGAAAGGAUAGUUGAGGGCGCCUGGGUGGCUCAGUUGGUUAAGCGACUGCCUUCGGCUCAGGUCAUGAUCCUGGAGUCCCUGGAUCGAGUCCCGCAUCGGGCUCCCUGCUCGGUGGGGAGUCUGCUUCUCCCUCUGACCCUCCCCCCUCUCAUGUGCUCUCUCAUUCUCUCUCAAAUAAAUAAAUCUUUAAAAAAAAAAAAAGAAAGGAUAGUUUAUAGCUUUCUGCCAAUAUGGUUUAGGCUGUGUGUGUGUAAUCUCCUACAAAUUGAUUGAUACUUUGUCCAGGGAUGGUACUCACCUGUGGACUAAGGACUGGCAGCCACUGAUCUCAUUCACACUGUUCUCUGGACAUGGAUUCUCUCUGCUAUAUCCCAGCUGGUGUGGCCUAGGGUUCCCCAAAGGCCUCUAGUAAUCAUAUUUGUCUGGACGCUGACUAAGGUUGUCAUUCACGAUGGCCCCAUGGCCCUACAUCAGUUGGGAAAAGGGCCUCUUCAGCCAGAUUCCCCCUGCACAGCAUAAGCCCUUCCCCAAACUAGCCCAUUGUGACUACAAACUCACAUGGCCCUGUCUUGAGGGUGUGCAGUUCUUGCAUCAAGAAAGGAUGAUGAACUCAGGUCUGCUGAAGGAAUCUCUGAGGACAGGUUCAGAAUUAAAGAAGGGGUAAGACUUUGUUCCUAAGGGUCACAGAUAGAGAAGAGACAUUCUAGACCUUGGUGUGGUAGAACAUCUGCUUCAGCGGAGAGGAGGUGUUUACUACAGGUUCCAGCAUAAAAAUUCCAUCCUGGGGAGUUUCUGAAGCCUCCCACAUCCCUCCCCAUCAUCACCUUCCUUCUUCUGUGUUGCAGACCCAGAUGUCCCCAAUCCUGUCUUUUUUUUAGCUUAUUGUCUCAUUUUAAGUUAUGAAAUAUUUGGUGAGUCUAUAUAAUGUGUAUAUAUGAUAUAAAACAUAAUGAAACAAACACCCAUGUACCUGCCACCCUACUGAAGAAAUGGAGUUUUACCAAUGCUACCAAAGCCACACAGCUCAUUAUUUUCCUUUUUUUUCCUCCCAAGGAGGAAUAUGCUUGCAUAAAGUGGCUUCGGGUUCCCUCACAGCCCUUGAACCACUCUCCUUGCCUUCAUGUUAAUUAGCAAGGUCAUCAGGGGAGCUGGUCUGCAUUACGGAGCAUUCUGUACCAAACUGACAAGUCUAUGCAGCUCUUCUUAUUUUAAUAUUAUUUUUCUCCCUCAAUAAAACCAAUGCCCAAUUGUGCCUUUGUGUUAUUUCAGGAUCUGGCAAUUGUUUUGCUAUUUGAAAAGCAGCCACAUAGAGUUUCCUUCUGGAAUUCCCACACAGAGUACUGCCCUCUGUCAAGGAUGGUGAGGGUUUCUGUGAUAAAGAAGCAAAAGGUUGGGGCGCCUGGGUGGCUCAGUCGUUAAGUGUCUGCCUUCAGCUCAGGUCAUGAUCCCAGGGUCCUGGGAUCGAGCCCCACAUCGGGCUCCCCGGUCUGCGGGAAGCCUGCUUCUCCCCCUCCCACUCUCCCUGCUUGUGUUCUCUCUCUUGCUGUGUCUCUCUCUGUCAAACAAACAAAAUCUUUAAAAAAAAAAAAAAGCAAAAGGUCACAGCCCCUGGUCUCAGUCAUACUGCCCGCUGCCAGCCCUCUGGUCAUUGGAAGGAGUUGCCAAGUUCAGACAACGACCUCAUUUCAAAAUUUCACACUGCCUCUGCAAGAUUAAUAAUAAGCCAGAAAAGCAGAAGGACUAAACCCCAGAGACCCUGUGAUCUUCCACUGAAAUCUUUGGCAAGUAAAAGUAGGAGCAGUGGAGAGGUAAAGUAUUUUCUCUUAAAACACACGGAGACAUGAGAACAGAAGAGAGAGGAAGUGGAGGUAAAGUGAAGGGGAGUCUUCCCCGGAGUGGUAUUGGUGUCAGUUGAGUCUAGGCUUUCUUUCCUGGGGUUGCUAUCCUGCAGUUGGGUUUCAUGGAGGCAAAUCCCCAGGAGGUAAUAUUGCUUGGCUCCUCUGCCCUUGAGACCCAAUUAACAGUGACUCACUGCAGUAAGCCUGCUUUCCAGUGGCAUCUGGGCAGCUCUGGAGGCAGUCUUGAAUCUGCAUUGCGCAUGAAUGUCCCCCAUGGCACUGACUCUGCUUUAGUGUGUGUCCUGGGCCAGGUUGAAAUUGUCACGAGGGUUGCACUAGAAUUGUGGGAAGUCAGCAUCAGAAGGGGCAGUUUCCGGGU